This is a messenger RNA of Mycena citricolor, 2236 nucleotides long. NCBI's taxonomy places the organism in Eukaryota, Fungi, Basidiomycota, Agaricomycetes, Agaricales, Mycenaceae. The record is from the annotation of a GenBank genome assembly.
CUAUUUGCAAAAGAAAUGACACUCUCGUGAUGCACAAACACUUUCGUCCGAAUAUAUACAUGGCGCUGUAUCUCGCGAACCGGCGCACCUUUUGGCAUAAAAAUAAGAGCGUUGGAAUCGCACGGAGGGCCCCAUUCCGUACAUGCAUAUUCUUCUAUAAAAUUCCACGUUCGAAAUUUUGACGUUCUGCGGAGCUCCGAUUGAGAGCUGUCAACGUCCGGUGUGUGUUUCCUUACUCGUCUCCCACUGCCACACGCCCCGUGCCAUCGCGCCGUGCCCUCGCCUUGCGUCGCCCCGUGUCGCGUCGGGAGUAUCACCACGGCCAGUGUCGCAUCACCACGGUCGAGGACCUUAGAUAGAGGGAUCAGGUCGGAGGGCAAAACCAGGAUCUUCGACAUGACAAAAACGGUGACCGGAAAGCGCAAAGGCCCCAAGCCGCCGGGCACUGUCGCCACAAGGAAGAAGGCAGCUCAAGCGCAACCUCAACCCCGAGAGCUUAGCCCUGACCUGCACUUCCCACUGAGCCCGUCGUCCCCAAUUCGCGUGGUAGUCAAGCGCAAACGCCUCACGCGUGAGACAUCUAUUGUCACUCUCGAUCGCACUCCCGCCUCCCCCAGGGCCCAAACCAAAUUCUGUCCCCAGUCAUUCUCGCCCACACCUGCAGCAAGCAGGAAAACUGAGAGCGACGCAGAUGACGAGGACGAAGAUGGAGAUGCAGACGAAGAGGGCAUAGACGAACUCGACUCGGACAAUGGCAGCUUGGCUGACAAUGAAGAUGACCCAAAUGACAACCUUCCAGUUGUCAAGAUCGAGUUCACAGUGCUUUGCUUCCACGAGGCGCAGAUGAAGAACAAGACGCCAAAGCCCUUCCUCACUGGAUCGUUUCGCGGAGAUACCUCCGACACCUGGCCCACUAUUCAGGAGGACCUGCAAGCGUGCAUAGUCGAGAACUUUGAAGAUGAGGACGCCAAGCUGCAGGACUAUUACUGUACAUACACCAUCCCAUACCACCGUGUGGCCUCAACCCCUCGGAAGCUUGAUAGCCUGAAAGCAUUCCAAGAGCUGGUGGAUUUUGUGUGCGAGAAGCCGAAGGAGAAGCCGACAGAGAUCAGGAUCUCUGCAUCGAAGAAGCCAUCGAAGAACAAUGGGAACUCGAGCUCAGAGGAACAGUCCUCGAAGAAGAGUAAAUCAAAGAAAGCAUCUGGGAGCCAGGCUCCAAAUGCCAAGACCAUCCUGCCUUCAAAUAUGGCACUUGUCAACGAGAUCGGUGACCUCAAGACACUCUGGACAUGUCCUACACCUGAGAAAUGUGGGGUCACACACUGCUUCUACGAUAAGCGUGAUCCCAGCAAGCCGCAUUUCCCGCUCUCGCAUGCACAGUUUGGCUGCUGGGGCGCAGGCAAUCUCAAGGGUGUACAUGUUUCGACUCGGGAUAUGCCACCAAACUCACCACUGUUUGACGCCCUGCAUGCGGGUGGUCACGGCUAUCCGGACGACCUGCGUUCACGUCGGGAAGCCUUGACAAACAAGAAGAUGACGGUCCCGACAGCCCCGCCAGUCACAAUUGUGUUCCCACCAGAGAUUGCCCAGUUCCUCGGGGGUAAUGGUGUACGCACGACCCUGCCAAUAGGUCCAUCUGCUCCUCUUGAGACGAAUUGUCUUAUUCCGUCGCAUCUCGGCCCCGGUCCCCUGUUGUCUAUCGCCACCUUCUGUCAAAAGUUUGAGCUCUCUGAUCGGAUUCGUGCCAAGUUUGAGGAGAAUGACUUCGACGAUACAAGCGGCUUUGCCUUCACCAGCACGGAUCAAAUGGAGAAGAUGCAGUUCUCUUUUGGCCAGAUCAACACCAUUCGUGCUCGCAUCACUCAGUGGGCAAUGCUCCAAGCUGAUGGAUGAACUCCCCUGUGCUGUCUGUCCCUGCUUCACUACUUACUUACGGCUACUAUACAUGUCUCUGCCGCAUCGGUCGCAGAUUGACCAGUACUUACUCCUACUGUAUCCAUGCUUUACUACUGCUGCUAUAAUCUCGCUUUGCUACUGUUACCGUUACUGUAAUCUCGCUUGCUACUGCUACUGUACUCAUGCUUUGCUACUUUACUUUUAGACUCAUGAUCAUGACUGCUGUUGUUGCCCACGGAAUCAGAUACAUUGUUCAAUGAGGUACUGAAGACAGUGUACUAAAAGUAGCCUGCAUGUAUGAAGUACCCGAGUGCAUCAAACUCCGUGACGAUGUUCAUGG